AUAACAUAGAGAGAAAAACUUGCGACCUUUUUCACAAAAGGAAAAAGAAAAGAAUUCAUGGUUAACAAUCCAAACCUCGCUAAUUCUAUUCAGAUUUGAGAUACAUUACUUUACUCCAUUUCAAUUUUUUCAUCUUCCAAAACCAUGGUAAAACUCAGGCACUCUCGCGCGGCACUUCACAAGCCAUCACUAUCAACGAUACAGACAUUGUUCUUCAUCUUAUUUGUCACAUUCACAAUCUUCAUUCUCAUUCUCUUAACUCUCCGUAUCCCUAAGUUCAACCACCUCAACGCCAUCUCUCGUAACACUCUCAGAAGCGAAGACCAAGACGAUGACAAUAAGAGUUGGGUUGAAAUCAUAUCGUGGGAACCUAGAGCAUUUUUCUAUCAUCAUUUUCUGACAAUAGAGGAAUGUGAACAUCUAAUCAAUAUAGCCAAGCCUAAUAUGGGUAAGUCUCUUGUAGUUCAAUCUGAUAAGAAUGGAACUGUGCAGAAUGUCUACAGCCGUGUACGGACAAGCACCGGAACUUUUCUCCUUAGAGGACAAGAUAAAAUUGUGAGGAAUAUUGAGAAAAGAAUCGCUGAUUUUACUUUUAUACCUGUAGAGCAUGGUGAAGAUCUUCAAAUUCUCCAUUAUGAAGUUGGACAAGAGUAUGUACCUCAUCAUGACUACUUUACAGAUGAGUAUAACCUUUGGAAUGGGGGUAACCGUAUAGCAACAAUGCUGAUGUACCUUUCAGAUGUUGAAGAAGGCGGUGAGACAGUUUUCCCAGCUGCCAAGGUAAAUUUUAGCUCAGUUCCUUGGUGGAAUGAACUUUCUGAUUGUGGAAAAAAAGGACUUUCAAUUAAGCCAAAAAUGGGUGAUGCUAUACUUUUCUGGGGCAUGAAGCCUAAUGGAACUUUAGAUCCAUCGAGUAUGCAUGGUUCAUGUCCUGUGAUCAAGGGUGAUAAGUGGUCAGCUACCAAAUGGCUGCAUAUGGGUGAAGUAAAAACAUUUUCAUUUUCGUAGGAUGAAUUUUUGCUGUGCUGAUAAUAUCCAUAUACUAUGUCUCGAGUAACAUUAACAGCAUUGUUUUGAUAUUUUAUACCUUAGAUAAAUAAGUUUAAAUCUGUGUUUGAAUAAAAAUUAGAUUUGAAAUAUCUAC
Messenger RNA from Lathyrus oleraceus (garden pea), 1144 nucleotides. Its product is annotated as probable prolyl 4-hydroxylase 10. Gene Ontology annotation, molecular function: procollagen-proline 4-dioxygenase activity; iron ion binding; L-ascorbic acid binding. The transcript is spliced from 7 exons. NCBI's taxonomy places the organism in Eukaryota, Viridiplantae, Streptophyta, Magnoliopsida, Fabales, Fabaceae. Gene Ontology annotation, biological process: peptidyl-proline hydroxylation to 4-hydroxy-L-proline. Gene Ontology annotation, cellular component: endoplasmic reticulum. The coding region runs from base 145 to 1008 and encodes 287 amino acids. The record is from RefSeq and is a predicted model, not a curated record.